AUGCUCUCAGCAUACCACCCUCUCCAGCAGGGGCAGACGGUCUCAGUGACAACAACAUCCACCGUCCUGCUGGCCGCCAUACCUCACCUCUACAGACUGGCAAACUACUCCAUUGUCAUCCACGUGCACCUAGAACCCUCACAGUUCGCAGACUACUCCGUCAUAAGCUCCAUUAGGCAAUGCGGCUUCUCCUUCUUGCACUCAGAGACCCUGCAGGAGGCCCAUGAUAUCGGUCUCACUGCCCAUGCUUUGGCCCUGACCUCGGGCAAGGGAGUCAUUCACUUCUUUGACCUGCGCAACUCGGAAAAGGACCAGCCGGUCGUGGCAGAGGAUGCCGCCUUUGUCAAAGAUAUACUAGAAAUCAGUCCCGUUAGGGCUACCCAUACUCCAGUGGACGUGCCUCAGACCAUCUAUGCGGAUUCAGGGAGAGUCGCCAUAGUCACUGAUCAGGGCUUCGGAGGGCCUGUUAUCAAUGCUGCUGAUGCUUCUGCCUCGGCUGAUACAUCGCUUCCUAUUCCGUCUCCUAAAUCUGCGGCUCCUAGCGUCGACCCAUCAUCAGUGGGUUCCUCGCGACGGGGCAGUAUUCUCGACAGCCAUGUACCCAGUUCAUCUGCCACUACAGCUGAGACAAUCACCACCCGCCCAGUCGAUGCCGCAGACAUCUUCCAGAUAGUAAGCAUCAUCUGGGAUGCCUUGUCCGCCAGAGUAGGUCGCAACUAUCACGCCAUUGAGUACUCGGGACCCCAAAACGCAAAACUAGCAUUGUUCAUCUUUGGUUCAACUGGCGUGUUUCUCGAUACCCUGAACGACCCGGCUCACAAGGACGAAUUCAAGGAUGUGGGCAUCAUCACUGCCAGACUUUACCGGCCCUGGAUAGGCAGCCAGAUACUCCGUGCUAUACCGGAUUCAGUCGAGCGCAUAGCCGUGCUCGAACAGGUCCGCAAGACAACCAGAUGGGGGCCGUCUUUCCUUGAUCUCCUAUCUAGCGUGUCCCAGCCACCGUCCAGCACUAGACCUACACCAACCCUCGUAGGCUAUAGACUAGGAUACAUAGAGUCCGCAACAGCUUCCCAGGCAGUCAGGGGCGUCAUCCAGAAUCUCACCUUGGAGGCACCAGUUCAAAACCUCGACAUAGGCACUGAGACCAUCCCCCAACCUGAUACCCAGCUUCAACAGCCUAGCCAUGAGAAUGCAUACACCAAGAUCCUGAACCAGCUGUUCAGUGAUCGCUUGUACAUUGCCAACCAGCUUGGCUCACAGAACGCAGGUAUCUCCGCCACCAUCGCCGCUUCACCAGAGUAUGGCUUUGGAUCUCUACUCGCUCGGAAGGAACGUCGUGUCAAUCUCAAGAAGGAUGUCGAAGAAGCUGUUCGAGCCAAUGGGUUCACAAACGAGACUUCCAAACAACUUCUGUCCAAGUGGGCUUUGAACGAAUCCAACUCCGCCAAAGUGAACCAGAUUGCGCCAGACGUCAUUGAUGCUUUGACGGCAGAUGGUUCCGGUCCGGCUGAAGACCUACUUCAAUCCAAGGAGCUAUUCUUCAAGGAGUCCCAAUGGCUUAUUGGCUCCGAUGCAUGGGCUUAUGAUCUUGGAAAUUCAGGAGUUCACCAUGUUCUCGCCUCAAAUGAGAAUGUCAACAUGCUCAUUAUUGACUCCCAGCCGUACUCUCAACAGACUGCCGCAGAUCCCACACGCCGCAAGAAGGAUAUCGGGCUGUACGCAAUGAACUUCGGCCAUGCAUACGUUGCGUCCGUCGCAGUAUACCGCUCAUAUACCCAAGUCCUUCAAGCUAUUGCAGAGGCAGAACAGUUCAACGGGCCUUCAGUCGUCGUUGCUUAUCUACCUUAUCAUAAAGAAAGUGACUCCCCCCUCACUGUACUCCAGGAGACCAAGAAAGCAGUGGAAGCUGGCUACUGGCCUCUGUACAGAUGGAACCCUGAAAAUGCCGAAAAGGGCUUGCCUAAUUUCUCAUUGGACUCUGAGAGGAUCAGAAGAGAGCUCGAAGAGUUCCUUCGUAGGGAUAACCAGCUCACUCAGCUGAUGAGUCGCGAGCCCAAGUUUGCAGCAAGUUUAUCAGAGUCAUAUGGCAGUGAAGUACGCGCUUUGAAGAAGAGAGCUGCGAAGAAGGCGUACGACCAGCUCAUGGAGGGCUUGCUUGGUGCUCCUCUAACAAUCCUGUUUGCAUCCGAUAAUGGCAACGGCGAGAAUUUGGCCAAGAGACUGGCAAAUCGCGGUAAAGCCCGUGGUCUCAAGACCAUGGUCAUGGCGAUGGACGAUUACCCGAUCGAAGACCUUUCGACGGAAGAGAACAUUGUCCUCAUCACCAGUACAGCGGGACAGGGAGAGCUGCCUCAGAACGGACGUGGAUUCUGGGAAACUGUCAAGAAUGCAGGAGACCUCGACUUGGGUGCUAUCAAGUAUUCCGUUUUCGGCCUGGGUGAUAGCCAUUACUGGCCUCGAAAGGAAGACAAGCUAUACUACAACAAGCCCGCCAAAGACUUAGAUGCUCGUCUCGCCUUCCUGGGCGGUAAGAAGCUGGCUGAUAUCGGCCUAGGUGACGAUCAGGACCCAGAUGGUUAUCAGACCGGAUAUUCAGAGUGGGAGCCAAAGAUCUGGAAGGCUCUAGGGGUGGAUAAUGUUGAAGGACUUCCUGAUGAGCCAGCGCCUCUGACCAACGAAGAUAUCAAGAUUCAAUCUAACUACCUUCGAGGAACUAUUGCUGAGGGCCUACGAGAUGAAUCUACUGGUGCUCUUGCGGAGAGUGACUUGCAAUUGACCAAGUUCCACGGAACUUACAUGCAAGACGACCGAGACUUGAGAGAAGAACGAAAAGCCCAGGGCCUCGAGCCAAAGUAUAGCUUCAUGAUCCGCUGUCGUCUCGCAGGUGGUGUAGCUACCCCUUCGCAAUGGCUGCAGAUGGAUGAAAUCAGUAGCGCGCAAGGCAACGAGACGAUGAAGCUUACGACCAGACAGACAUUCCAGUUCCACGGUGUCGUUAAGGGGAAACUACGAGCAGCUAUGCAGGCGAUCAACCGGGCGUUAAUGUCUACUAUUGCUGCAUGCGGAGACGUCAACAGAAAUGUCAUGUGCAGCAGUCUUCCUGAGCUGUCUACAUACCACAGCGAAGUCCAUGCUGUGUCAAAACUUAUCAGUGACCAUCUUCUUCCAGCAACUACCGCGUAUCAUGAAAUCUGGCUGAAAGACGAGAAUGAUAACAAGGUACAAGUUGCAGGAGACGCCGUUGUUGACCACGAACCACUCUAUGGCCCAACAUAUCUUCCUCGAAAGUUCAAGAUCACAAUCGCUAUACCGCCCCAUAACGAUACGGACGUAUACGCCCAUGACAUAGGCCUCAUCGCAAUCAAGGGCGCAGAUGGCCAUCUGGAAGGAUUCAAUGUCCUUGUCGGCGGUGGCAUGGGCGUCACCCACAACAACAAAAAGACGUACCCCCGAACAGGCAGUAUGCUAGGCUAUGUCCCCGCAAAACAAGCGCACAUAGUCUGUGAGAAAAUCAUGCUCGUCCAGCGCGACCAUGGCGACAGGAAGAACCGCAAACACGCCCGAAUGAAAUACACUGUCGAUGACAUGGGUGUGGACGUCUUCAAGGGCAAAGUAGAAGCCUUACUCCCUGAAGACCUUCGAUUCGCCGAACCCCGUCCCUUCAAGUUCGACUCCAACGUCGACACCUUCGGCUGGAUCAAGGAUGAAAAUGGCCUGAACCACUUCACUUGCUUUAUCGAGAACGGCCGCGUAGAAGACACCUCCGACUUCCUGAUGAGAACCGGUCUGCGUGAAAUCGCCAAGUUGAACAAGGGAGAGUUCCGCCUCACUGGAAACCAGCACGUCAUAAUAUCCAAUAUCAAAGACGAAGAUCUACCUCAGGUCAAAGCCCUGAUGGCAAAGUACAAGCUGGACAACACAUCUUUCAGUGGCUUGCGUCUCUCGUCCUCGGCCUGCGUUGCUUUUCCCACAUGUGGUCUUGCGAUGGCUGAGUCAGAACGAUACUUACCCAUUCUCAUCACGAAGGUAGAGUCGUACCUCGAGGAGAAUGGUUUGUCGCGAGAAAGCAUCGUGAUGCGAAUGACUGGUUGUCCCAAUGGAUGCGCUAGACCUUGGUUGGCGGAAGUCGCCUUCGUGGGCAAGGCGUAUGGAGCAUAUAACAUGUACCUUGGCGGAGGAUAUCAUGGCCAACGACUAAACAAGCUCUACCGCUCUUCAAUCAAGGAAGCUGAGAUUCUCGAUAUCAUGAAGGGGUUGCUGAAGAGGUAUGCUCUUGAGCGCCAGACGGAUGGGGACCAGCCGGAACGGUUCGGUGAUUGGUGUAUUCGUGCUGGUAUCAUAAAGGAGACCACCGAGGGCAAAAAUUUCCACGAAGGGGUUGCUGAAGACGAAGAGUAG
This is a messenger RNA of Trichophyton benhamiae CBS 112371, 4398 nucleotides long. RefSeq lists its product as uncharacterized. The record is from RefSeq and is a predicted model, not a curated record. Gene Ontology annotation, biological process: sulfate assimilation. NCBI's taxonomy places the organism in Eukaryota, Fungi, Ascomycota, Eurotiomycetes, Onygenales, Arthrodermataceae. The transcript has 2 exons. The coding region runs from base 1 to 4398 and encodes 1465 amino acids. Gene Ontology annotation, molecular function: sulfite reductase (ferredoxin) activity; heme binding; FMN binding. Gene Ontology annotation, cellular component: sulfite reductase complex (NADPH).